GUCAAAUCUUGCCAGCAAACCGAAACACACCGAGUCCCAUUGAUCCUGAGACUAUCCAAGUUCCUGUUGGCUAUGAACCUGACCCUGCAGAUCUUGCUCUUUCCAGUAUUCCUGGCCAGGAGAUGUUUGACCCUCGUAAGCGCAAAUUCUCUGAAGAAGAGCUGAAACCACAGCCAAUGAUUAAGAAAGCUCGCAAAGUCUUCAUUCCAGAUGACCUGAAGGAUGACAAAUACUGGGCAAGGCGUAGAAAGAACAACAUGGCUGCUAAGCGAUCGAGGGAUGCGCGCCGGCUGAAGGAGAACCAGAUCGCCAUCCGCGCCUCGUUCCUGGAGAAGGAGAACUCGGCUCUUCGCCAAGAAGUGGCUGACCUACGGAAAGAGCUGGGCAAAUGCAAGAAUGUCCUUGCGAAGUACGAAGCUCGACACGGCCCCCUGUAA
Molecule: messenger RNA, 437 nt
Organism: Antrostomus carolinensis (chuck-will's-widow)
Lineage: Eukaryota; Metazoa; Chordata; Aves; Caprimulgiformes; Caprimulgidae
Product: hepatic leukemia factor
Exons: 2
Biological process (GO): regulation of transcription by RNA polymerase II
Cellular component (GO): nucleus
Molecular function (GO): DNA-binding transcription factor activity, RNA polymerase II-specific; RNA polymerase II cis-regulatory region sequence-specific DNA binding
Source: RefSeq, a predicted model, not a curated record